AUGGGAUUGCUUGGCGACAGGCAGCAAAUCCACUUCUCUGCGGAAAACGAUGAAUGUGAGAUAAGCUAUCAGCCCCCUCCCCCCCCGUCUGUGGAUCCUCUGCGAGGGCAUGGCGGAGGCCAGUUCAGUGGAGACUCGACGGCCACCGAAGGCUGGCGUGGAGUUCGUCGCCCUGAGGUCGCGAUACGUAUAUUGUGGGGCUCUAUGGAAAUAUCAAGUGGGAUGCACCUAGACGAGGUCAUGAUUAACGUCUCCCCAGAGCGCCGCCAGAUGUAUGCUGACCUUGUGAAAGCUGCAACUGUGAAAACAUAUAGCCAGAAGACUGAAGCAGUGGUACAGCUAGCUCUGGGAAAUUUGGUCUUCCCGAAGUUACACACUUUAUACCUUGCUCUAGUCUUUCGCGGCUGGAGUACCGAAGAGAGUAUCCGUACCCCGGAUUUGAAUAUGCCAAAUCUCCGGACACUUUACAUCGAACAUUGGCAUGUGCCCAUCUAUCUAUUUCCUUACCAUUGGGACUAUCUCACUGAUCGGAUUCCUAUUCACGUCGUAUACCUGGACGACGCCAUUGCCGCAUUCAAGGCUAUCGUCAAGGGUCAUCUGAGGGAAGAAGCAGUUCUCUUCCAACCACCUACCCCGAGCCGCCUCGGUUUGCCUCUUGUGUCAUUCAAGGAAAAAUGGCAGUCCCUGCGUCAGGUUCCCCCAUCGACAUGCGCGGCAAGUAGCGAGGUGACUAGAGCUGGCGGACGGCGGCUCAAACGUCUACAGUAUCUCGCCCAAGAGUACUUUGCCUCCAACCGCGGUGCCGACAAUGCCGGUCCGAAUAUCGGCUUUCAUAACUGUCUGAAUCAAGUUCUCAAAGGAGUCAGCUACCCAAAAGAAAAGGUACAGCAAUUGACAGAAAUCACCGCGUAUAGACUCGGAGCUAUGUACGAGACCCGAUUACUUGCGAGAAUAGGGCUCCAGUUUCCGUCAAUCUUCGAUAUUGACCCAGAGGACGCACUUGGAAACUUGCCCGAAAAACACUUGACGCUGAAAACAUGGUCAUUGCUUCUCUCGCACGACAUCAAUACAACUCCGUGCCUUACGUUUUUGCUCUUGAAAAUGGAAUGCCAAAAA
Molecule: messenger RNA, 1116 nt
Organism: Penicillium psychrosexuale
Lineage: Eukaryota; Fungi; Ascomycota; Eurotiomycetes; Eurotiales; Aspergillaceae
Exons: 3
Source: RefSeq, a predicted model, not a curated record